UAACAAGAUUGACAAAAAUUAAUAAACUACUCUAGUUUUUUCUCUGUUUCUUUUGGUACAGCCUCCCUCCUACUUACUAAUAAGCAUAAAUCACAACAUAACAAUAAAUAGUUUCAUACAUUAAAAGCUAAGAGACCACAUUUUCCCCUUUGCCGUGUGAAGGAAUAAUGCUACGUCGUAAACGAAUCACAACCGUCCAUCCUUUCCUUCGGCUAUUCACAACUGUUAAUCCUCCCGCGACAUUGGAAUUCAACUCGUCCCUCCAAACGCUGCGCGUGCAACCCACGCACCACCACCUAGAACAAUUACUCUCUUCCUUCUACAACUAUCCUACGCAUCAUUCCUCACAAACCUAUGCUACCCUCUUCCACGCCUGCGCCCUCCUUCACCGCCUUGAUAUUGGCCAAGACAUCCACAACCACAUGCUUUUCCACAAUCCAAAUGCCGCCCAAGUACUCUACACAAUCAAUCAUCUUGUUAACAUGUAUGCUAAAUGUGGUAAUUUGGAAUGUGCUCGUCAACUAUUUGAUCAAAUGCCGCACAGAAACAUUGUUUCUUGGACUUCCCUUAUUUCAGGUUAUGCUCAAUAUGGACGGACUAAUCAAUGUUUUAGCUUAUUUUGUAGCAUGUUAGCUCAUUUUAGGCCUAAUGAUUUUUCUUAUGCUAGUGUUCUUUCUGUUUGUGAUAGCUCACGUGGUAGGCAAGUGCAUGCAGUUGCACUAAAAACAGGUUUUGAUACAUGUGUUUAUGUUGGUAAUGGUUUGAUCGCAAUGUACUCGAGGAAUAGUUCAAUGGAUGGUUGCAAUGAGGCAUGGAAGGUUUUUAAUGUUAUGGAGUUUCUGAAUCUGGUUUCAUGGAAUACAAUGAUAGCAUGGUUUCAAAUGCGUGGACAAGGUGAUAAGGCGAUGGGAUUCUUUUCAGUAAUGCAUCGUUAUAGCUUGGGGUUCAAUCGUGCCACUCUUGUCAGUGUACUUUCUUCUCUCUUUGGAAUGAAUGAUAUUGAUUUUUCCUGGGGUCUUCAGGGUUGUUUCCAAUUGCAUUGCGUUAGUGUGAAAACCGGUUUUAUACUAGAUGUUGGGAUUGUUACUGCUUUGUUGAAAGCGUAUUCAAUUCUUGGAGGAGAGCUUCGUGAUUGUUAUAAAUUGUUUCUGGAAAUGAGUGGAUCUCAAGAUCUUGUGUUGUGGACUGAAAUAAUAGUGGCGUUUUCAGAAAGAGAUCCUGAGAAAGCGAUUCUCCUGUUUGGUCAGUUGCGCCGAGAGGGGUUAAGUUUGGAUAGUUAUGCUUUUUCCAUUGCACUAAAAUCUUGUGCAGGACUCGUGACAGAUAGAAAUGCCUUGAUGGUACACUGCGAAGUGAUUAAAUAUGGUUUCAUGGAUACUGUAGUGCUUGGAAAUGCAUUGAUUCAUGCAUAUGCAAGGUGUGGCUCAAUAUCUCAGGCCAAUCAGGUUUUUGAGGAGAUGAGAUACAGAGAUAUAGUAUCGUGGAAUUCGAUGUUGAAAGCUUAUGCGCUGCAUGGGAAAGCAAAUGAAGCGUCGAGACUUUUUAGGAAAAUGGAUGUGAAACCUGAUGCAACCACUUUUGUUUCGCUGCUUUCAGCUUGUAGCCAUGCUGGAUGGGUGGAAGAAGGAAUUAAAAUUUUCGAUGCUAUGUUUGAGAAACAUGGUAUUGUUCCUCAACUCGAUCAUUAUGCAUGUAUAGUUGAUAUUGUUGGUCGAGCAGGUCAUUUUUUUCAGGCGGAGAAAAUAAUAAAAGAAAUGCCCAUGCCACCAGAUUAUGUGGUAUGGAGUGCAUUUCUUGGAGCAUGCCGGAAACAUCGUGAAUCUGGGCUGGCCCAAAUAGUUGCAUCUAGGUUGAAGGAGUUAGAUCCAGAAAAUUCAUUAGCAUAUGUACUCAUGUCAAAUGUACACUGCUCAGCAAAUAGCUUCAAUGAAGCAGGUCAUCUUAGGAAGCAAAUGCGCCGGCUCGGUGUUAAGAAGCAGCCUGGAUUGAGCUGGACUGAAGUUGGGGGUUUUGUGCAUGAGUUUGCUUCUGGAGGCCUACAACAUCCAGACAGGAAAGCUAUAUAUACUAAUCUGGAGGACUUUGUGAAAGAGCUGAAACAUAUUGGCUAUAUCCCUGAGACAACAUCAUCUUUACAUGACAUAGAAGACGAACAGAAAGAAGAGCAAUUAUAUUAUCACAGCGAGAAGCUUGCACUGAUAUAUGCUUUACAAGAUGCUAGUAGAUCUCCUUCCAGCUGCAGUGCCAUUAAGAUUAUAAAGAACAUCCGUAUUUGUUUGGAUUGCCACAACUUUAUGAAGUUAUCAUCAAAGCUAAUAGAAAGGGAAAUUAUUGUGAGAGAUUCAAACCGUUUCCACCAUUUUAAGAAUGGGGCGUGCUCUUGCAAUGAUUACUGGUAGACUCUGCCAACUAAUUUCUACCUGCUGCCUCUCCAGGUAACUUCUUUGAUGUUCAUCUAUCUCAUGCCAUGUGUCUCAGUAGACUAAUGUCAGAGAUUGUAUCACCAUUAGAUUACAUAAAAUUUAAAGAGGUUGGAUUAGGAGCAUCAUCGAUGAAGAUAGAAGGUUGAUAAGUUUGAAAAAGAUGGGUUGAAAUCAGAAAAUGUCAUAGAUGUGCUUCAGUUAACGAGUAACUGUGAUGCGCCACCCUAGUUGCAUUUGUUUAUAUUCAUGUGAUUGUCAGAGACUUCUCCUUAUCAAAGGAAAAGAAGAGAUUGUCAGAGACUUCACUCGAGGAUUAAAUAUGAUCUGUGAAUCCUGCACUUGAAAAAGGAACCUUCAAAAUCAAUUGUUGAAGCAGAUGAGUAAGACAGUUUCUGGUCUUUGUAUAGGUAAUAAAUCAUUGUUCAGUCUUUUUAAUUCGAAAAUCCACAGAUUUGUUCCAGAUCUGCUAAGAGGUCUUAUUGUGUGAAGAGCAUUUAUUUUCAGCCAGAGGUGGUGUUUCAUCCCAACUAUUCAUACUCAAAGCACUUUCCAUUAUAUAACUGCCAUAUUUACUUCUGUGUUGA
This is a messenger RNA of Nicotiana tabacum (common tobacco), 3007 nucleotides long. Its product is annotated as pentatricopeptide repeat-containing protein At1g71420-like. Lineage: Eukaryota; Viridiplantae; Streptophyta; Magnoliopsida; Solanales; Solanaceae. Gene Ontology annotation, molecular function: RNA binding; zinc ion binding; protein binding. Gene Ontology annotation, biological process: RNA modification. The record is from RefSeq and is a predicted model, not a curated record.